Molecule: messenger RNA, 4728 nt
Organism: Rhizoctonia solani
Lineage: Eukaryota; Fungi; Basidiomycota; Agaricomycetes; Cantharellales; Ceratobasidiaceae
Product: Serine/threonine-protein kinase
Exons: 7
Coding region: 1-4728 (1575 amino acids)
Biological process (GO): peptidyl-threonine phosphorylation; actin filament organization; protein autophosphorylation
Cellular component (GO): cytoplasm
Molecular function (GO): ATP binding; protein serine/threonine kinase activity
Source: RefSeq, a predicted model, not a curated record
AUGGCGGCGCAACAAGCGUACUAUCAACAGCAGAUGGCGAUGGCCCAGAAGGGACCAUUGCAGCCUGGCCAGACUAUCAAGCUCACACAGUACACCGUUACCGUCGAGCGCUAUCUCAGCCAAGGCGGGUUCGCACAUGUGUACCUGGUGCGGACAUCAACACCGGUGAUGGGAACAACGCAGCAUGUCCUGAAACGGAUGGCGGUGGCCGACGUUGCCACCCUUGCCGAAGUCAAAAAAGAAGUCGAUAUUAUGCGCUUGCUCCGUGGCCACCCAAACAUUGUCCACUUGCUCGAUUCCGCAUCCAGACCCCUUCCUAAUGGCCAACACGAAGUCUAUAUUCUCAUGGAGUUUUGCCAGGGCGGCGGCAUUAUUGAUAUGAUGAACCGCCGGCUCAGGGAGCGUUUGACCGAGAAGGAUAUUCUCCAGAUUUUCGUCGAUGUUUGCGAGGCCGUGGCAUGCAUGCAUUCCCUUCAACCCGCCCUCUUGCACCGAGACUUGAAAGUAGAGAACAUCCUCCAGGCAUCAGACACUUCCUUCAAGCUAUGCGACUUUGGUUCCGCAGCACCGUCUAAACCGAAACCGCCUUCCACCAUGGAGGAAAUCAAGCUCCUCGAAGCCGACUUGAAUCGCUCUACUACUCUGCAGUACCGUGCUCCCGAAAUGGUCGAUGUCUACUUGCGCAGGCCGAUUGACGAAAAGUCAGACGUUUGGGCACUUGGUGUCUUGCUCUACAAGUUGUGUUAUUACACUACUCCCUUUGAGGCUCAUGGACCAUUGGCAAUCCUACACGUCCAAUACUCGAUUCCCGGAUACCCAGUCUACUCCAAGGAGCUCAACGCGUUGAUCGGCUGUAUGUUGCGCGAACUAGGCGUCCAGCGUCCGAGCGUAUUCGAAAUAUUGAAUGUUGUCCAUCGAAUGAGAGGAACAAAGAGCGCGUUUAACUAUACCCGCCCUCAAAUCCCUGCCCAGAUCCAAUCCCCACCUCAACCUUCCCAGGACCAAUUAAUCCAGGUUGCCCGAAAUGGUGCUCAACCUCAGGCGCCCAGCGCGCGGGAGAAACAGCUUAGAGAGCAAAAGGAGGCAUUGGACGCGAUGGGUAUGAGGCGGGGACGACCUGAUGCGAGUCCCUCGCCCGUUCCUCCUCAUUCGUCAUCGCACGCUCAACAUCCCUCAUCGCACGCCCAACAUCAUCCACCAUCACAUGCUCAACAAGCCAGCUCGCCGCUCCCAUCUCGUCAACCUCUCCCGCCCCUCACGCGCUCCAGGCCCUCCAAGUCGGGUUCGGAAAAGGCGUCUCGGUCGCGUCAGCAGACGCACGAAGCCUCGGCGUCACCUCGUAAAUCAGUGCCAUCUACUCCGAGAGGUGCGACCCCCACGACUCCUCGUGUUGCGCCUUCUACACCGUCGACGCCUCGUGCAUCCAAGGCGUCAGCCGUCCCUAUCCAGACGCAGACGCAGACACAGACACCAACCCAAUCACAUUCACAUUCACAAAUUCAAUCGCAAUCACAAUCCCAAGCGCAAGCACAAUCACAAUCACAAACGCACGCCCAAACUCCCAAGACCCCAUCCACACCCUCAGCUCAACGAAUCUCCACCAACGUACCAGGCCGCACGGGUCCCGUAUCGCCCAGGAAGAGCAGCGCGUCCGGUACAACUGCCCCGCUUGUCCCUGCCUCGCCUCGCAAGUCGACGGGAAAGCAGCCGCCUGUUGGGGGUGUGAAGCUUCCUGGUGUCGGGGGUGCUACGGCGGCUGUGGGUAGAUCUGCUGGAACUGGUGGUGGUGGUAGUGGCGGGGUUAAACAGACUACUACUGGAGUCAAGCAGACGACCACUGGGGUUAAGCAGACGACUACUGGGGGCGGGAUUAAGCCUAUCGGAACCGGGAGCGGGCUUAAACCUACAGGAACCGGGAGCGCCGGUCUUAAAGCCAUGGGCACCGGAACCGGAGCCGGAGCUGGAGCUGGAGCCGGAGCUGGGUCAGGAAUGAAACCGAUGGGAACGGGGAGCGCGGUCAAGCCCACGGGCACCGGGUCCGGGAUGAGGCCAACGGUCACGGGGAGUGGGUUGAGGCCUACCGGGACGGGGAGCGGGCUGCGGCCGAUCGGGACUGGGGCGAAUGGGGUCAAGGGGCUGAAUACGGGUGACGCACUGAGAUCCCCUACUACCACCGACUUUUUCAACGACCCGUCGUGGAAGCAUGUCGAUUCUCCCGAAAAGGAAAAGGAUAUCUGGGGCGGGGAGGGCGUUUCGUCGUUGCAGGCGGCCAAGUUUGAUGGGUUUGCUGAUUCGUUUGAUGCUCCGACGGGCAAGGCGAGGCCUUUAAGUCAGUUGGGGAUGAAUCCCGCGGGAGGGAGUGGAGGAGGGCACCAUCAGACGAGUUCUCAUUCACACCAUCAACCCACAAGUACGCACUCGCAUCACCAACAAACGACCACCCACCUUGCAUCUUCGAACUCUCUAUCUCCACCCUCGCUUCAGCAACCUAAAUCACGUACCUCGGCCGCACGGGACGCAUUCGAAGGCCUCGGUAUUCCAUCUGCUCCGUCUCCUGCGUUGUCCCUGCGCGAGCUGGCCGCACGAUCGCCGAACCCGAGUCCGGGUAUUCCGGUACACAACGGACAUGGCGUUUCCCCUGUUCCAUUUACCAGGUCGCCUCAUCCGCUUGCUACGGGUGCCACAACCGGAACGGGUACAUUAACGACGCAUGCUACGGCCGGGAGCGCUACUUCUGGGACCAAGGGAGGUACAGGGGCUAAAGCAAGCGCGAUGGCGCUCAGCGCUGAAGAGAGGUUCCCGAGUAUCGAGGACUUGGAUGCUGCUGGUGUAUGGGGGCCUGCUUCUACUGCCGCAACCACAACCGCCGCCGCCUCUGCUGGUGGUGCUACAACGCAACAACCGCCCAAGUUACCGCCCCGCCCACGAGAGACGGCUCAGUCACACAUGACAGGUCCGAAUUCGUUUGGUCUCAAGGCGCCUGUUCAGGCUUCCGGAGCACGGAGUCAACAGGUCACGGGUACUGCUAUGAAGGAUUCCGAGCGUGGUGGUGCUAGUGCGGGUGGAGCUGGAGGUGCGGGUAUAGUUGGAGGGAGGGCGUUGCCUGUUCCGCCUGGACAGGUACCUGGGCCGGGAUUAUUGAGAAAGACGAGUGGGGGCGUGAAGAGAACUGGGUCUAUGGAAUCUGGGCGGGAGAGUUCGCGCCGGGAGGAUAUGUCUGUUCGUCGUGGAGAAGAUACGCCCACCCGUCGCGGAGAAGAUACGCCUACGCGAGCCGGGUCCCCUGCGAAACCUCGUCCGACGAGUAUUAUCCAAACGACACCCAAGCCGACGGCCAAGCCCCCACGAACGCAGAGUCAGACUGUCAGGCCAGACUGGUUGACUGGGGACUUUUUAGAAGCUGCUGCUGCGAUGGGGAUUAGUGUGCCUGAUAGUCCGAGCAAACGGUCGUCGGCGAUCCUGUCGAGUGGCGGGGCUGGGACGAGGUACCAGGCGCCGUUGAAGAGUCCAACGCACAGUAGUACGCCCCUCAAGAGUCCGGUGCACACGACUGUUCCGCUCAAGAGCCCCGUGCAUACGACUGCCCCGCUCAAGACUUCGGCCGAAAAGUUGGGAAGGACUGCUGCUGCUGCGAGCGGACGAGCGACACCGGAUCGGCUGUCUGAUUUGUUGGGUAACUCGGGUAGGCAGACAUCUAUGACCGAAUCGAGCAACGACGAGGGGCCCGAGGAUCCGGUUUCGCAUUAUGGGAGGAGCAAGUUGGAGAGACGGGGUGCGGUUACGAGGUCUAGUCCGGAGCGAAAGAGUCGGUCCUCGACUAUGGACGUUCCGAUUACGACUGUUCCAAGUGGAGGAUCAAGUGCGCAUAGGAGGCAGCCCUCGGAGCAGCCGUCCAAACCUGCGCGAACACCGUCAACGACUUCAACUGCUUCUCAUCCUCCGACGUCUGGAAAUCGACAUCGUCGUCCUCAGUCGAUGUUUAUCCAACCUGGUUCGGCGACGCUAUCCCCUCCGACUGACGCUAAUGCGCCUACCAAGCGCUCGGUACGCCGCGGGUCGAUUUCGGAUAUGGUGUCCAAAUACGAAGCGAUGGCUGUUGAAGAGCCCGGUACUCCUGCCCCCGCGCCCGGAGUCCAACAACGUCCGUCAAUUGCACCCAAACCCGUAGGAUUGCGCGCUCCAUCGUCCAAAGUCGAAAGGGAACGAGAACGCGCCAAGUCGCCUGAGCCUGCUCCAAGGUCGCCGAGCCGAGCAGAGGCUACCCGGCCCCGUUCACCGAGUCGGGGCGAACGAGAAAGACCGAGGUCUCCCAGCCGAACUGAACGUGAACGCCCCCGAUCCCCGAGCCGGGCCGAACAGGAGCUACCGUCCACGACAGCAAGCACGAGCGUGUUUAACCGCGAAAAUCGUGUGCGGCAGUCUCCGACCGAGAUGAUGCGUGAGGUGCCAAUCCAGGAUGGGAACGCGCGUGGGGGACGGCCUCCCUCGCCGACCAAGCUCACGCAUCCGGUCGUGCAGCCCCAACCUGCGCGGGCCGCAGGAUCCCGAGGGCUGCAUACUCUUACACCCCAGCACACGAAGGAAGAGGCUCCACCUGUGCGAGCUCCUUCACCACCAGCGUCGCCUGAUAAACCAUACCAGGGCGUUGGACGCUUGAUUGACCAGUGGCAGAAAAAGGCCGGAGCAGAGCCGGCUAGACCAUUGGGUCCACGUGUGGGGAGGAGGUAA